Orbilia oligospora ATCC 24927 is the source of this 1308-nucleotide messenger RNA. RefSeq lists its product as uncharacterized. The record is from RefSeq and is a predicted model, not a curated record. Lineage: Eukaryota; Fungi; Ascomycota; Orbiliomycetes; Orbiliales; Orbiliaceae. The transcript is spliced from 2 exons. Bases 1 to 1308 code for a protein of 435 amino acids.
AUGCACUUUUCAAGCCUUUUAACCCCGGUGGCAAUUGCUCUCUUGAGCGUAUCCGAACUUGCAUCCGCUCAUGUUGUUUUCGUUAAGGCUGUGGGAAGUGGCGAUGACAGCUUUGCCGGUUACGGACUGGGUUACGAUCCGGCAAACAGACGAGAUGGGGGUGGUUUUUUCCCUUGGCAGAAAGAUGUAUCAGUUUUCGACAGUAAAAACGUUCACACUAAAUGGAACAAAAACUAUAAUAAUUAUGGAUGCGGAGUUACUACCGACUCUCUUGUUACCCAGGUACAGAAGGUCAACCAAGCGGAGUGGCAAGAUGUAGCAAAAAAGGGGGCCGCAUGGCCAUGGCCCUACAAGGACACUAUAUCUGAAGGGUAUAACGACAUUAAAUGGGGGAUUGACCACAUGGCUUGGUUGGAGUGGGGCCAAAAAACUAGAUAUGACAAUGCUCUUAAACAGACUCUCAAAACUGGUAUUCCGAAGGUCGUUCCAGGUGGAAAAGUAAAGAUCACAGCCUGGAUGGUAAACCAGGACGGCGGUGGUCCAUUCAGAUGCUUCAUCGACUAUAAAGGUAAUGCGAAUCAGUGGUCAGCCUGGGACCUGCCAAUAACUACAAACUGCGAAGGUAAUGCCGAAUCUAUACGUUCGUGGGGCGCCCCGGCGCCAUGCGACAUUGAGGUCACAUUACCCGCGAACAUGAACUGCGAGGGAACUUACACCGCCCCAAGAAUUUGCAUCCUUAGAUGUCAAAACUAUGCUGAGAACGGCCCUUUUGGAGGAUGUGUUCCCAUCCAACAGCUCCAACCUGUUGUGAAGGAAGUGGUACAGGCGAAACCAGUUCCGGUUCCGGUCGUCCAACCUGUCGAGCCCGUUGUGCUUCCUCCCGAGCCUGUCACCGUCACGAAGAACAACCUAGUCACGAUUAUCAAAGACGAUCAUACUACGGUUUCUGUCGUCACUAAGAAUAGCGUUCUCACUCUGACUCAAGUUAUUCAGCCACCACCAAAAACAACGGUAGAAAUUCAGACCAAAAUAGUUACUAUUAAGACAAAGGUUUUGCCCACGAAAAAGCCUACGGAUAUCGGAAAACCUAUUACGCCUACUGCCAGGCCACCAACAAAUCAAAAGCCUACUUAUGAAGAACUUGAAGCGGGUCUCGGUGGAGAGGACUAUGAUGAUGAUGUCAUCGAGGAACUGAAGAACACACCUAUCACUGAGGAGGAAAAGAAAAAGCUUAAGAAACAAGUUGGUCAGAAGAAUGAAUCUCCGGACGGCUACUAUAAGCAAAAGCUUAGGUUCCACCGAGAUUAA